Molecule: messenger RNA, 3213 nt
Organism: Stylonychia lemnae
Lineage: Eukaryota; Ciliophora; Spirotrichea; Sporadotrichida; Oxytrichidae
Source: the annotation of a GenBank genome assembly
AUGUCAAAUUAAAAUAUAGAAACUAUCAUAUAAGAGCUCAACCUUAAUUGUCUGAGAGAGAUGAUUUAAAGAGAAAUUAGUUAAGAAAGAUUGAAUAGUAAACUUGAAAACAAAUAGCAGGAGUUCUUUGAGGAUAUUAAUCAUUAUACAGAGCAAAAUGAAAAACGCAACAAAAGUUUCAUUAUAGAGAGCUAGAGAGAUAGAUAAUAUAUGAUGGAGACAAGAAGCCCAAAUUUCGCUAUGCAGAACUAAUCCAGUAAUCAAAUAAAUUACACUCAUGAAUCAAAUUAGAGACCUCAGAAUACCUACAGAGAGAUGAAUAAGUUUUAGAUCCAAUCAAGUAGAAAUACUCACAGGGGUGAAAGAUUGGGCAAGUAUCCAACAGCUGAGGAAUACUCAAGCCAGUAAUACUUAUUAGAAAAUGAAAAUGGAAGGACUAUAGGUGAAGUCAGUCAUCACUAGAGAUACAGAUAGAGCAGCUAGGAAGAAGAUAAACAAAAGAUUGGUUAUUAGUAAAAAUUAAGACAUGAAAGGCAAACGAGUCAGCCUGAUGAGCGAAUGAAAUAAAAGCCUCAAUUUGACUACUAAUACAGAACAGAAGAUCAAAGAGAUAAUCAAUUUCAUAGAAAUAGAGGAAAGAGAAAUCAAGAUAAUAAUCUCCAAUUAAAAAAUGCCUGUUCUUUUAACAAAGAAAGUACACCGAAGCAGGUCAGCAAUGCAAAUAACCCAUUUUCAGGUUAAAAAGACAGUCUGAGUCAAAUUGGGGGUAUAAGUGCCAUCAGAUAAACUCAUAAUGGGAUGAGCGGGAUUUAAGAAACAAGUAUUUCAGGUUAUAAUGAAAAUGGCAUUUCUUUCCUCAAUCUACUUGAUAGAUCAACUUAGCAGGACUAAAGGUCUUAAGCUUUCAUUGAGGACUAGUAGCAUUAACCAAUGCUUUUCAAUCAGCUUUCAAGCGCUUAAUAACUGACUUAUAACUAACCUCUUCCUCCUCAGAAUACGUUUCAUCAUCAAGUUGAAUAGUAGAAAUUCAACGGCACCCCUACAAGAGGAGUCAACCUCUAUUCUAAUUUCUUCACCUCUUAAAACCAAUAUCCUUCCUUUAAUAACAGUAUUUUACACAAUAACAAUAAUGGGUAGUUUAAUCAAUAUAACAAUCAAACCAUCAACAAUAGUUAAAUAAAAAACAAGCAAAACUAUCAUAGUCUUUUAAGUCAAAGCAACUUCCAAGAUUUCUCACAGCAAUAGUAGUCUCAAAAUGUCAACACCUUUCAAACUAUGAACCCUGCUUCACCCGAUAUAGGCCUCUCUGUAGAUGAGAGUAUCACACCUACAUCUUCUAUUAACAUUCUUAAAUAAGAACUAUAUCAAUCAAAAAAAUAAUUGGUUGAUGCCUAGAAUUCCUAUGAUUUUAUGAAGAAAGAAAAGUUACGUAUAGAGCAUGAGAAAAAUUUAUUAGAUAUAUAGGUUAAGCAACUAGAGGAGAUACAUAAUAACAGAGCAAUUGAAUCAGACUAGAGCAUUAAAAGAAUUAAGGAAUUAGAAGUGCAAUUGGAGGAAUUUCAAAAGUAAAACAGCGAGAUGAGCAGACAGAUUAAGAACAAAGAUCAUCAGUAUAAGGAUAAGUUGAUCAAGAUCAAUAAAGAUUUGGAGUAAAUUGAUAAACGUAAGCAUAGAAGCAAAGAAAAAUUGUACUCUAUCUUUAUGCAAAUGAAAGUAUCAGCUUAAAAUGUCCAAUAGAUCUGUGAAUUUGAACUCAAGAAUCAUCAGCUUACUGAAUUCUUAAAAGAUAUAGAGGAACGCUGCAGUCUAAUGGAGCAUUUAUUGAUCUAAAAUCUACAUCCAUAAAGAGAUGAGACAUUACAGGUUAAAGCUUACCGUCGCAAGCAUAAUUUUGAAAAGUUCCGCAAAGAAACCUAAGACCUUAUAAAUAAGUACUUUCACAACAUCACCCAAUCAAAUUAGACUUAAAACUCACUGCUUCAGUAAGACUUGGAAAAGGAAAGACUAAGGAAUAAAGACUUACAUUAAAGAUUGGUGGACAAUAAAGAGCAAGUGAAUACACUUUAAGAUAAACUCAGACAGCUUCAAAGCUAGCUUAACAAGGUAAUUGAGAAGUACUCAAAAUAGAAAGAUAAUAUGAUGACUUUAAAUCAAAAUGAAAUUAAGAUGCUGAUUUAGGAAAAUGAAAUGCUGAAGAAAAGAGAAAGAUAAUAAGAUGAAGAAUUGCAGUACUAUAAGGAGUAAUUCAAAAGACUAAAGGAGAAAUAUAAUACUAUCACUGAAACUGCCUAUAAAAGAGGAAGAAGUUAACAGUCAUCUGCUAAGGAUACAAAACAGAUCAUAUUCAAUAACAAAGAGUUUAUUAGAGUGGUAGAAGAUAAGACUAUUUUAGAAAGGCAAGUAGAUGAAUAUAAAUCAACAGUGCUAAACCAAACACAGCUCAUUAAAAACCUUUAGCACAUCAUUCAAAAACAGCAGUUGAAGAUUGAUGAGUAAAAGCUGAACUACCAUCUUAAUGACACACUAAGUCAAAGUAUGAAAAAUAGUAUCUAUAUAACAACUGAGGAUGAAUUAAAGGACAAAGAUACUCAAGAAGACUAUCUCUAUUAGAAAGAUCGAAAAGGCUUAAUUAAAACACCAGUCAAUGAUAAAAAUUAAGAAUGCGGAUAUAGAUAUGAGUAGCCAAGAGUAAAAUAGAAUCUAAAUUAGUCAUAUGCUUGUUGCAGUGGUAAUAAAAAUGACUAUUCAUAAAACCACAACCAAAAACUGAAUAAGUCAUAUGAAACUCACUAGUAAAACUAUAAAAAAUCAUCAUCAUUCUACGACAAAGAAAACAGUGAUCCUUCGACACACAUCCCAAGCACUAAAAUCAGAUAAAUAGGUCUUAAGAAUAUAAUAGCUGAGAAGUAUAAGAAUUUAGAGAAUAAAGGAAUAGAAGACUAUGAGCGAAGUCAUAGUAAUAAGUAUAGCUCUUCAAAGCAAUAAUAGAACCAUUAGACACAGUUUGAUAGCUUUCAAAAGUAAUAAAUAUAGCAUCUCAACUUCAGAGGAUUGAGUUAGAAUUUCAAUGAGUCUUGUGAACCAAAUGAGUUAAGUUAUGGGAGUGCUGGUGGUUAUAAAAAUGGAAGGCAUGGAAAUAGUAGACUAAUUUAAGAAAUAAAUCAGAUAUAAGGAGAGAUUCAAGAAAUAUAGCAUACUUUAGAGCAUGCCUGA